AACGUCCUUCGGAUCUAGAGCAUUGCAUUUCUUUCUCGACCUAAACUUUGUAAAGCACUGUCAAGAUGUCAGUUGAUCUUGUAAACAGAGAUCCAAAUGGUCUUAAUGACCACAUCAAGGUCCAGUUUGAAGAUGUUCUAGCAGAACCCGAGGGGGCCCACAGUAUCGACUGUGUCUGGAAAUUAUCCUACACCUGCUUCAACCUCUGGCUUGGUCUUUGCUACAAACUCUUGACCCUCUUCUACGGGAUCUGUAUUGCUGCCGAGUGGGGAUGCGAAUUUGCCGCCAUUGCUUUCUACCAUAUUUGGUACAUCACGCCACUAUUGAGAAUUUGCGAGAUCAACUGUUCUGUGUUUACAAAGGUCACGAAGACAUGUUUAAGCUGCUGCAUGGAACCGUGCUGUGAAGCUAUCGGUGGUCUGUUCGUCCACUUUAAGAAAUAAACAUUGAAUUCGACUACUAUAUAUGAGUAUGCAAAAUUCAAUUAUAGUGUUUGCAGUUGCGUUUUCUUGCUCACUACAUGAUAUUAUAUGAAUUUUGAUACAAUUUCUAUGUGACUUAAAUAGACAUUAAAACAGUGGAAUGGUAUUGUUUCCAAGGGACAGAGAAAUAAAACAACGUUCCGUGCUUCUAUUUACGUUCGUGGAACUCUUUAUUACAUUUUUUACUGAAUUUGAAAUAUCAUUUGAUAAAACAAUUAUUACUCAUUUACCUAUAUCUUGAUAGAUGCAUAUAUAUUACGAAUAUUUUUCUAUAUUGUUGAGUUUUAA
Ruditapes philippinarum (Manila clam) is the source of this 770-nucleotide messenger RNA. RefSeq names its product caveolin-1-like. Gene Ontology annotation, biological process: caveola assembly. The record is from RefSeq and is a predicted model, not a curated record. Gene Ontology annotation, molecular function: molecular adaptor activity. Bases 66 to 443 code for a protein of 125 amino acids. The transcript has 2 exons. NCBI's taxonomy places the organism in Eukaryota, Metazoa, Mollusca, Bivalvia, Venerida, Veneridae. Gene Ontology annotation, cellular component: caveola.